Tremella mesenterica DSM 1558 is the source of this 1152-nucleotide messenger RNA. RefSeq lists its product as uncharacterized. Lineage: Eukaryota; Fungi; Basidiomycota; Tremellomycetes; Tremellales; Tremellaceae. The transcript is spliced from 3 exons. Bases 1 to 1152 code for a protein of 383 amino acids. The record is from RefSeq and is a predicted model, not a curated record.
AUGACAACACCGAUUCAACCGGGUGUUACAAACCCAGUAGCAGAAACAGAUUCACAUCUGAGAGUUGUGCUGGUCUCCAAUGAGACUCUUUCCAGCUUAGGGACUUCGGGGCUCACAUAUCUCACGCUUCCGCCAUCUCUCACUCAAGUCCCCCAUGCUUUCUCAAAACUGAGAGAUAUCAUAAAAUUCGCCAGCCUAAAAAUAGAUGUAGAUCUCAGCCACUGCAAACGCUCUCGCCAGGCUCUCUCAGUGACAACGACUAUGUCGAACUUGCUACAGUGGUGUGACCGCCUUAUUGAACUCAACACGCGGGGUGAAGAGCAGGCAGUUUCUUGGUAUCAAGCACUAUUUGGGGGAACUUGCAGAUUGGGGACAUCUGGUCCAGAACUGGAUGCCCUUGGCGCCUAUCAUAAAGCACUUGCGGUGGCACAAUACACGAUGCUCAAGGAGCUCUUAGAAGUACGCCAAGACAAAAAUGUAUGGGAUGACAAGGUGAAAGACCUUGCUGCUGGAAUGGUGGAACAAUUAAAUAUUGAGAGGACAAUUGUGAGAUACUCAACUGCUGUGACGGCUAAAAUCGACCUAUCAGAAGAAAUGAAUCAAGCCCGGCUUGGGCAUGAUGAGGCGGUCAAGAAGGUCAACCAGAGCUGGGGAUCCGACAAGUGGACAAGCUACUCCUUGUCCAUGCUUCUGGAAAACCUUGGGUACCCUGGCUGUGUCAAUGAGAACCAGCUCCUAGUCAUUCCACGACUAGACAAAGAGGAAGCUGCACUUGACGAGGUCAACCUAACAAAAGGCGCAGAAGACAACAUUCCUGCACAAGAGCCUGCACAGCUGUCAGCAGGUGACGAGUCAAGCCUCAUCUCAUUGGGGGACGGAGGUUCUCAACCAGCCCCAGCAGAGCCCAAAGCACACACUAGUACAGGGAGUACCGCUAGUUAUGCUGAAGUGGUGGCAAAAGGGUCUGGUUCAAAUGUAGAGCCACCAGCGGCAAGUUCAAGCUCCCAAUCAGAGUUCACAUCUCAGAAUGCAAGCAAUGCACAUUUGAAUACACCAAACGACAGCGACUUCACCAAGGUAACACGGGUAAGAAGGGGAGGGUGGCAAGGGAGGGGCGGGCCGGGAGGCUCUGCUGGGUCGACAGGACAAUGA